CCAUCUGCAAUGACAUAGAGGCCGAGCUCAGUCCGGUUUCCCAGAGUGAGACGUAGACGUUACUCUCUAAAUUUAACAGAUCUUAAUAGUUUUUAAUUGUUUGAGGAGCAGCACUCACCAUGAAGUACAGGACGGUGGUGAUGUACAUGGAGAUCGGCUGCUUCGUGUCCUGCCUGUGCGGCUGGAUCCUGGUGUGCUCCACUCUUCCCACAGAGUACUGGACUUUCUCCGAGGUGGGCAGCAUCGUGUUGACCACCUCCAACUACUACUCCAACCUGUGGAGGGACUGCAUCUCUGACACCACAGGGGUGUCCGACUGCAAGGAUUACCCUUCCAUGCUGGCCCUGCCUGUGUUCCUACACGCCUGCAGGGCGCUCGCUGUCUGUGCCGUCAUCACUGGUUUCUUCGGAGGCGUCCUCACACUCGUGGGGAUGAAGUGCACUAAAAUAGGAGGGUCAGAGAUUGCCAACGCAAGGGUGACCUUUGCAGGCGGUAUAACCUACCUGGUUUCAGGAUUCUGUGGUAUGAUCACCUACUCAUGGUGGGCCAACAGAGUCAUAACAGAAUUCGUGGAUCCAAAUUUCAGGGCACAGAAAUUUGAACUUGGAGCGGCAGUUUUCAUUGGCUGGGGAGGCUCCAUCCUUCUCCUCGCUGGAGGGACGGUGCUGACUUACUUCUCUGGAAAAGAAGGUCUACCAUCAAGUUCUACAAACGUCCCACGUAGACCGGCCACUUAUGCCACUGCCCGAACCCGACGGACCUACAUGCUGCCAGCCACGUCGUCCAGGGUGACACUGGCGCCACCGUUGUUCUAUGAAGGCAGGACGAGCCGAACAACCAGAGCGACAAGGAAGACCGGUCAGACCUUCGGCAGGGACAGCUUUGUAUGAGCUGUGAAAGGGACUUCAGAGACUUUAAAGGAAUAGUUUGACAUUGGGAAAAACUCUAAUCUGCUUUCUUGCCCAGAAUGAGAUGAGAAGAUCAAUACCACUCUCGUGUCUGCAUGUUCAAUGUGGAGCUUGAGAGAGAGGUAGUUAGCUUAGCUUAGCAUAAAGACUGGAAGUUCGCAGCCGACGCUCCGCCAGAGGGAAACAAAAUCAGAACAUUUAGACUUCUAAAGUUCACUAAUUUAUAUGUUACAUCUUGUUUGUUUGAUCAGUACAAAAACCAAAGUGUAAAAAUAUAUGUGGGACUAUUUUUUGGAGGGAGACCCUUGGAGGACCACUACCACCUACAGAGGGAGGGUCAGAUGGCUGAUUGAACAAAACAUUUAUUAAUUAGUGAGCUGUAGAGGUGCUGGUUAUGUUCAUGUCAGUCAACUGUUUACCCCUAUGUGCAGUGUUUAUGCUAAGCUAAGCUAACGAGCUGCUGGCUCCAGCUUUAUAUUCAGCACACAGACAUGAGAGUGGUAUCAAUCUUCUCAUCUAGCUUCAGGCUUUUGUAUAUAUAGCCGUUUCUUGUCUUUCAUCAGGGAGCGUCCACUGUCUAUGGACCCUUCGAUUAGUUCCUGUCUGUCUGCAAGCUGAAACGUUCAGUAUAAAAAGAGAAGAAAACAUUAAUCUCUUCCAACUGGACAGCAUCAAAGCAUGUGAUACCACUUUGUUUACAAAUCUGUUCUAAAGUAAAAUGUUUCACAAUUCUUCAGCAGAGAUUUAUGCUUCAUGCACCUUCCCAAAUCUUUAUGGCUGCUCUGCUUUCAUCAGGCUGCUGUGGAGUCUGAGGUCCAUUGAUCAGUCUUGUGACUUAUAGAUAGCCACAGAUAUACUAUGUGUACAAAACAAUUACCACCAUCUCUUCAAAAAUGCUAUCAUAUUUAUUUUUGAGGCGAUUCAGGAUAUUUAUAUAUAAUAUAAAUGACCAUAAAUAUAAACAUGCAACCAACUUUUCAGAAGCCAUCAAUGGUAGAAAUUGAAAACACAACACUCAAAUCUCUUCAGUCUCUUCAUAUUUAUGGAUAAUUGGAAAUAAUUUAAAGUCAAUCUAAAAUGUAAAUGUUUGUGAAGAAUAUUUUUUAACACUUAAACUUAAUUAAGCCGUAAUUGUGUUUCUCUUCUGAAACAAGCCCUCCCUUUGUUUCUCGGUGGCUUCAUACACACAGCAGUCUGUCCUCUGCACCUGAACUUCUUCAGAGUCACCAGAAGAUGGCGCUCAAAAUUAGACAAAGAAACAACUGCUGAUGUUUCAUACAUUUUGGUGGUGAUCUAUAACUCACUGAUCAAUGGUCAACCUCAGAUACCGACCUGAUGAAGGCAAGACAGCUGAAACGGUUCAAUAAAGCAGGGUGAACUAGAGAGGAGUUGUACAGAGAGAGACAUGGCUCAGGUGUACCUCUACCUUAAAAUAGAAUACAUUUAUUUCUUAGACAGCACUGACAGCUCUCCUAUCACAGCCUGCCAGCACUCUGCAGAAGAGCCAGUCACACUCAACGAGGCCAGCGCUGUCAGAGCACGAAGCCGUCACAGCUGUCACUCUCCAUGAAAACCCAGUUCAUCAUAUUACAAAUCAGUUUCAUGGCUGAGUUAGCCGGUGGGAAGGAAGCUCUCACAUUGAGGAUUUUAUGUCUGCUGUCCCACCGCAUGACUAAAGACAACUACUAAUAAUUAAUCACACUCGUAGAUGGCAAAUCAUUAACUUAUGUAGAAGAAGCAAAACCACAAAACCACACUACAGAAAUACUCCAUUGACUUAAAAGUCCAACAUUCAGGAGGAUCUAUUGGCAGAAUUUAAUAUUCACAGGUAUGUUUUCAUUAGUGAAUAAUCACUUGAAAAUUGCAGAAGUUCCCCAGUCAGAUCAAUAUAAUUAAUGUAUUUAUAUGUAAGGUGAACUUGAAUGUUGUAGUUGAGGUGAAGGUGCAGCUAAUAUUAACUACAUCAUAUACUGUAGUUUCAUCUCUAACAAUACAUCAUGUUUUAUAAACUGCUCAUUGUCUCUAGUAACUGUAACUAUUCAAUAAUUGUAGUGAAGUUAAAAGUACAAUACCUUCUUCUGAAUUGUAGUGAAGUAGAAAUAUAAAGUGGCUUGAGACGAAAAUACUCAAGUGCAGUACAAGUUACCUCAAAUUUGUGAUUAAGUGCAGAGUAAAUGCACCAUUUCUCAUAUUUGAUCACCCAUAAAUAUAGUCUGCAUGUCCGAUUCUGCGUUUACUGUACAUUCAGUACCACUGGGGUUGAGGACAAACAUCUGUGAGUGAAUAAUUCUGUGGUGUUUCUGCAUCCUGUUUAUUUAGGAAUUGUUUUGUGGCUUGAAUUGUGUAGAACAAUUUAACUUAAAAUACUCACAGUCUAUUUGAUAUAUCAUUUUAUACAUUUAAAUCAGUGGAAGAAGUGUAGAAUGUGAAAAAAGCGUUUCCAUUUAUCCUGAAUUUUGCCUUUUAAAUAGAACUUUAUUCAUCUGAAGAACAGAGACGUGUCUUUAUUGUCUGCAGACCUGAUAAUGAAAUUGAUGUAUGAAGUCUUGCAUGGCUGGAAAUGUGAAUCAUUUUAUUAGACCAAAGCAUGGAGGUGUGAA
Dicentrarchus labrax (European seabass) is the source of this 3508-nucleotide messenger RNA. RefSeq names its product claudin-10-like. The record is from RefSeq and is a predicted model, not a curated record. The coding region runs from base 120 to 890 and encodes 256 amino acids. Gene Ontology annotation, cellular component: plasma membrane; bicellular tight junction. Gene Ontology annotation, molecular function: structural molecule activity. Lineage: Eukaryota; Metazoa; Chordata; Actinopteri; Moronidae. The transcript has 5 exons. Gene Ontology annotation, biological process: bicellular tight junction assembly; cell adhesion.